AUGUCACUUCUCGGCAAGACAGCCCUCGUCACGGGCGCAGCCGGCGGCCUCGGGCUGGCCAUCGCGCGGGCGCUCCACGCCGCGGGCGCCAACGUCAUGGUCUGCGACAUCAACCCGGAGUGGCUCGCCCAGGCCGAGCACAAGUUUUUGCGGAGCCCCACGCCAUUGACGCCAGGCACAUCGCCCUCGCAGCCGCGGUCGUCGCCGCCGCCGUCCUCGUCUGUGAGUCCGCCGGAGGUGCGCUUCUACCCCGUAGAUGUCACGGUGGAGUCCAACGUCAAGGCGCUCAUCGAGGCUACGAUUAGUGCGUUCGGCGCGCUGCACGUCGUGGUGAAUAACGCGGCUAUCAUGGACCGCUUCGACCCGGCGGGGGUGUGUGACGGGGAGGUGUGGAACCGCGUGAUGAGUGUCAAUGCCACGGGGCCGUUUCUCGUGACGAAGCAUGCGCUGCCGUGGCUGCUGAAGCGCCGACCGCGCGUGGUCGAGGGCGACGGUACGGGUGCGGACCCGAUGAUGGUGGAUGACGGCGCGGAGCGGCAGGAGGAUGGAGAUGGCCGUGCGGGUGAUGGUGCCGCCGUUGGCAAGGAGGACGACACCGGACGGCUCAUCGUCAACAUUGCCAGCAACGCCUCGUUCAGGGGCCUGUCCGCGGGCGUGGCCUACACGGCGUCCAAGCACGCCCUCCUGGGGCUGACGCGCAACACGGCCGGCUUCUACGGCCCCAAGGGCGUGUCGUGCGUGGCGCUCGCGCUGGGCGGCCUGACCGACACGAACAUUAGCGAUGCUUUCGCUCUGCAGGUUGGGGACGAGGGAACGGAGGAUGAGCCCAAGUCGCGUCAUUGGGGGGUGAACCGCGAGGGCAUGGCCAAGAUGAUGGAGACGCAGCCGGGGAACCGCCUAGCCAAGAUCGAAGACGUGGCGCAGACGGUGGUUUUUCUGGCAGAGGGCGGAGGGCGAGGCAUGAAUGGCAGCUGUGUGACCAUCAACGACAACUGGCCCGAGGCCUGA
Molecule: messenger RNA, 1008 nt
Organism: Purpureocillium lilacinum
Lineage: Eukaryota; Fungi; Ascomycota; Sordariomycetes; Hypocreales; Ophiocordycipitaceae
Molecular function (GO): oxidoreductase activity, acting on the CH-OH group of donors, NAD or NADP as acceptor
Source: RefSeq, a predicted model, not a curated record